AUGAUAGAAGAUGGAGGUGAGGAUGGCGUUUCGUUUUUUCUUUCUUUUUUCUUCUUCUUUGCAUUCUUCUGUAGACGACCCAUCUAUCUAUCUAUCUAUCUAUCUAUCUAUCUUCGUCUUUUCUAUUUUUCUCUUUCAUCCUCGGUGACAACAUCUAUUUCAUCUGUUUUCUAUGUAUGUAUGUAUGAAUCUUUCUCCCACACGUUUUCACUCUCUCUCCCUCCCUCUCUCCCUCUCUCUCACUCUCUCUCCCCCCCUCUCUCUCUCUCUAGCCACUUGAGAAUCAAAAACGGCAUCUAUUCGACUGAAGAAAAAUACACCUUUCCCAGAUCUAUUCUCUUAUCCCCUUCUUCUUCUUCUUCUUCUUCUUCUUCUUGUUCUUCUUGUUCUUUUUCUUCUUCUUCUUUUCUUUUCAUUCUUAUACUUUCUACAAGAACACGCACAUUCCCACCUACAUACAACCGCGCGUCUCCAAAUACACAUACUGAGCAAAUCAUUUAA
Molecule: messenger RNA, 501 nt
Organism: Acanthosepion pharaonis
Lineage: Eukaryota; Metazoa; Mollusca; Cephalopoda; Sepiida; Sepiidae
Source: the annotation of a GenBank genome assembly